Mucor velutinosus is the source of this 1914-nucleotide messenger RNA. RefSeq lists its product as uncharacterized. Gene Ontology annotation, biological process: positive regulation of transcription by RNA polymerase II. Gene Ontology annotation, molecular function: protein dimerization activity; DNA-binding transcription factor activity. The record is from RefSeq and is a predicted model, not a curated record. Lineage: Eukaryota; Fungi; Mucoromycota; Mucoromycetes; Mucorales; Mucoraceae. The transcript is spliced from 2 exons. Bases 1 to 1914 code for a protein of 637 amino acids. Gene Ontology annotation, cellular component: RNA polymerase II transcription regulator complex.
AUGGAUUUUAGCUCUUUUGACCUUCAAGAUGAUGGAGAUCUAUUUAAGCAAAACUUUCAGCUAAACGCCGAUAACAGCAAUAACAGCAAUAACAGCAAUAACAGCAAUAACAGCAAUAACAGCAAUCAGAUUCAAGACAAUACUGAUUUCCUUCAUUUUAUUUGUGAAAAUAGCGCUCAAAUCCAUGGCAAUUUCCAGACGCAUCAACAUCAGCAUCAGCAGCAUUCUCAUGGCUCUUACUCAGUGCCUCAGCUCAGUCCCGAUGGACAAGAAGGUAGCUUUACUAAUAGUAGUGUCUUAUCAGGACACAACCCAGAGUUCAACAUGUCCCCUCUGCAAAUCGCAUCGCACAGUACUCCACAGAACAACAGCAAUAAUAACAGCACUAAUACGAUGAUUCAAUCCUAUCACACACCAAUGCAACAUCCAGUGCAGCAACAGAAUAUGCCAUUAGAAGACUUUCAGGAUGAAGAGGAAUUCUUCACUCCACUAGUAUCACCAGCCAUGGCACCCACUUACAAUGAUCAUACUUAUCAAUCACUCAACGGCAUCAAAAAUCAUGAAAACAUCUUUUCACCGCUUUCAUCCCCUGCCUUGAACCCUUCGCCCUCGAUUGGAGAUCAAUCCACACUGCAACAGAAACUAGCCUUCAUCGAAAGACAGCAGCAACAACUUCGGAAUAUGCACAAUCAAUUAAGACCUGCUGUAUCAAAAGCAUCGCCCAUCCUAAAGAGUACAAACGGCUAUACAAGCCCUCUGGUUAACUUUUCAUACGAUUCAAAUAGCAACAGCAGUACGAAAAUGAAUACCAAAAAAGCCCUGCAGCAAAAAAUUGCCAUGUCUAGUCCUCAAUUCAAUGGUAGUCCAAGAAGCUUCGCUAUACCAAAAUCAACGAAACCAAUGGAAAGCCCUUUAGCUUUAAAACCUCUCACUCCUCAUACAUCCUUUGUCAACAAAUCUCCAGCAAAAUCAACCAAUACAAGCUCGAGUAGCAGCAGCAAUAGCGACUUUAUUGCUCCCGCUACACCUUCACUGUUAAUGAGGCUUGGAGGUGGAGGAGCAGGCAACAACAACAUAACCUCUUCACCAUCCAGUGUACCUACCAUCUCGUCCUCAGCUGCUGUCGACAAUAUGCCUGUGCUUCCAGCUGCCAUGCUCGAAGACGCUCCUUCUUCCAGCAAAUCAAAGCCUGAAUCAUCUAAACGUCGCCGCAUUUCUCAACAAUCUGCAGUGUUUUCAUCUCCCGGUUUAUCACCAAAUGACAAUAAUAGCCUCAUCUCCCCUGCUGGUCCUCGUCCUCAACAAUCCCCUAGAGCACUGAAGCCCCUGAUCUCUCCUUCUUUACAUCCCAACGGCAAGAGACUUUCUACUAUCGAGGAAGAAACGGCUCGUGCCCUGCUUACAUCUAAAUCAAACUACGAAAAUCUCAAGGAAGGCAAGGCAAAGAGUCUAGGCAUCGAUUUCAAUACAACCAUCCAAUCUGGCAUCGAAAAUCGUCGUUCAGCACAUAAAGCAGCCGAGCAAAAACGCCGUGACACACUCAAGCAGAGUUUUGAUUCAUUGCGUACCGAGAUUAUCGAAGCUAUGGUGGAAGAAGAAGCGGAAGAUGUUGUAGAUGUAGAGGAAUUGCGUAACACAAAAGAAAAAGAUGUCAAACAAAUGAGCAAAGUCGUGCUACUGCAGCAUUCGUAUGAAUACAUUUUACGACUCAAGAACGAUAAUAAGCGCAAAGAUGAAAAACAGGCGCAAAUGCGUCAAGAACUCAUGGCGUUGCGCAAACAGUUGGGUUUGCCUGAAGUGACAGAAGAAGAGAGAGCUCAAGAAGAGAAAGAAAAACAGGAUGAAAAGGAUAGAAAAGAAGCUCGACUGCAACGUUUGGAAACGGCCGCUGCUGUAGACGAAGGUAGCAGUUGA